Messenger RNA from Phyllopteryx taeniolatus (common seadragon), 3533 nucleotides. It is a transcript of the gene zc3h12aa, whose product is annotated as endoribonuclease ZC3H12A. Lineage: Eukaryota; Metazoa; Chordata; Actinopteri; Syngnathiformes; Syngnathidae. Gene Ontology annotation, molecular function: RNA endonuclease activity; metal ion binding; mRNA binding. The record is from RefSeq and is a predicted model, not a curated record. Gene Ontology annotation, biological process: nuclear-transcribed mRNA catabolic process, RNase MRP-dependent; 3'-UTR-mediated mRNA destabilization. The transcript has 7 exons. Gene Ontology annotation, cellular component: nucleus; cytoplasmic ribonucleoprotein granule. The coding region runs from base 1555 to 3231 and encodes 558 amino acids.
UACAUUUCCAAAUCCAUUUGGAAAUUUUGACAACCUCAACUGGAACAUCACACCAUACAAAGUAAAGUGGGAAGUUUUCAGAAGGAGGGUGCAGUUAUUCCACUGCCUUCUAAAUGUACAGGUAGAUAGAAAAAUGCAUACAUUGUUGCAGUCCAUGAAAAAACACAAAGGGGUACCACCAAACCGUCUUUUGAACUGAACCUCUUGACUGAUAGUUUGCAGCGUUCAGUGUUUUGAAAUAUUUCUACAGGAGAUAUUCAUUUUCACAGAACUGUAAAGGUGGCACAGCAUUUUAUAUGAAGUAGGCAUACUUUGCUCCUGAAACAUAUUUUAGCAUUCACAAGUGUCUCAAUAGUAGGCGUCUAAAUCCUGAGUAGCAGCCAAUUUCGGAAUGUCAUUGAAGUGGUAAGUGGUAUUUUAAGUGGUCGUCAGUGGGACCUCCAGUGGGCAAACUUAGCAAGAACAGUUACUUUUAUUGAAAAAGUACUCUUCAUGUGUUCUCUAGUCCCAGGACCACAUUGGAACCCUCAUGGGCCGGUUCUGACCCACGGGCCAUACGUUUGACAGGCCUCAUCCAUCCAUUUUCUGUACCGCUUCUCCUCACUUGGGUCGCGGGCAUGCAGGAGCCUAUCCCAGCUAUCAUCGGGCAGGAGGCGGGGUAGACCCUGAACUGGUCGCCAGCCAAUUGCAGGGCACAUAGAAACAAACAAGCAUUCGCACUCACAUUCACACCUAGGGGCAAUUAAGAGUCGUCAAUCAACCUACCAUGCAUGUUUUUGGGAUGUGGGAGGAAACCCGAGUGCCCAGUGAAAACCCACACAGGCACGGGGAGAACAUGCAAACUCCACACAGGCGGGGCCGGGAUUUGAACCUCGGUCCUCAGAACUAUGAGGCAGAUGUGCUAACCAGUUGUCCACCGUGCCUGCGACAGCGCUCAUAUAAAUGCAAAUUUGAAAAAUACAUUAUUUUGGCCUCUAUUUGCAACAGGUUAGGUGCAACCUAAAGCAUGCAAAUUGAGUGAAAGGUGUGUUGCUGUGUGGUUUUGAAUGUCAGCCACUUUGUCUCUCUCGCUUUCUCUCUCUCUCUCAUUCUCUCUCUCUCUCUGUCUCUCUCUCUCUAUCUCUCUCUCUCUCUCUCUCUCUCUCUCUCUCACACUCAGACACGCACACACAAACCCACACACACGCACACGCACUCAGUCGCAUUAUGCAAAUUUUCUUGUGCCCAACAUGCCCACAUCUGCAGGGAGCAGUGUGGGAGGAGGAAGGUGCUGUUCACUCUGACUUCACUGUACUUUGACACAGUCAGGGCUCUUCAGUAACACUCGGACAGAGUGGGAAAUAAUCAAACUGAGAAGCUGCUGCACCUUCUGUGAAGUCUUCUGGUGACCCCAGGAGAUACCAUAGACUCACCUCUCUUACUGUUGGAAAUAAAAAUCAACCUAUUUUCCCUUCAGCGUGUAGCUGAAGUUAGACUACCAGGAUAACCAUCCCGCCAGUGGUCGAUGUUACCAGUCUUGUAUGCACCAGGAAAGAGUUCCAGAUCCUCUCCGGGAUGGAUCCGACAUUCUCCAACUUGAACCCAUCUUCCCCAGAGAGCUUGGAGCUCCAGCUCCGAGUGGACUUCUUCCGCAAGUUGGGUUACUCCAUGGGUGAGGUCAACGCCGCACUCUCCAAGCUGGGCCUCAGUACGGACAACAACUCCAUGCUGGAGGAGCUGGUUCAGAUCAGCAGCGUUGCGCUGGGUUCAUCCGGCGGAGAGCAGGAAGAAAGGAGCGCACACCCCAAAGAGGAUUCAAAUCGAGUGUCCAGACCCCUCAGAAAUUUGACUCAACUUGAGGGUAAGAAGAGUGAGGAUUCCGAGUUGAGGCCCAUUGUGAUUGAUGGCAGCAAUGUUGCCAUGAGUCACGGCAACAAGGAAGUGUUCUCAUGCCGAGGCAUCCAGCUGGCAGUCAACUUCUUCCUGCAGAGAGGACACACAGCAAUCACGGUGUUUGUUCCGUCUUGGCGGAAAGAGCAGAGCCGACCCAAUGCAGGCAUAAAGGAUAAGCACAUCCUGAUGGAGCUGGAAAAGCAGAAACGAGUGGUCUUCACUCCGUCGCGCCGCGUUGGCGGCAAGUUGGUGGUUUGCUAUGACGACCGCUUCAUCGUCAAGUUGGCGUACGAUUCGGGAGGCGUGAUCGUGUCCAAUGACACCUACCGCGACCUGCAAGAGGAAAGACUCGAGUGGAAGAAAUGCAUCGAGGAGAGGCUCCUCAUGUACUCCUUCGUAAAUGACAAGUUCAUGCCCCCAGAUGACCCUCUGGGCCGUCACGGUCCCAAUCUUGACAACUUCCUCAGGACGAAGCCACUAUCCAAAGAGCAAAUGAGACAGCUGUGUCCAUAUGACAAAAAGUGCACUUAUGGCAUAAAAUGUAAGUUCUACCACCCAGAGAGGGCUAACCAGUCUUACCUGUCCUUGGCUGAUGAACUGAGAGAAAAAGCCCAGAUUUCGCCUGCGAAGGAGUCGGUACGGUUGUCACACGGACCGUCUCAGUCGAUGCCCUACAUCCGUCCUCAGGAACUCGACAUGUUAGACCAUCAGUGGUCUUCACAUCCCGAUCAGGUUUGUCAAAACAAAGUGUUGUACUGGGAAGGUCCAAAUCCUGCUUCGGCCUCUGGUCAUCAAGAGUGUUCCGGGCCCAACCAUUACCACUCCAGUGCCCCUCAAGAGUACUUGGACUCCGGCCUAGGCUCCUAUGAAAGCCAGUACUCUGACGUUUGCUUCAGGAACUCGCACAGGCUUGCCACCCAGCUCCAAAGUGCUGGCCCCAAACAGUCCUGUGGGUGCUCCAGAAACCUGGAUUCUGCAAGUCCAUUCAUGUUCCCAGCAGGUGCAGCGCAGAACCACAGUGUACCAAGCCCAUUCAGUGGAGCUCCUCAUUGCCGGGGAAAUUACUGGUCAGAUCCCUUUCACAGGCCGCCCCAAGCUGGAAGAUGCAGUCCCCUUCCGGGCGCAGUACACCCCUCGCACCAGGACAGCUUUUGUUGCUCCUGCUCGGGGCAGCAGUACCCCUUCUGGCUUCAGAAGCAGUUUGACGGCCAAAGACUACAACUGCGCAAGAAACUGCAAGCCAUUUUCAGCCCUCAACAGGUGGAUACGGUGAUGGACAUGUUCCCACAUGUGAUAAACGCCGAGAAACUGGCCGCAGAGAUCCUAAACUUGAAGGCUCAGAAUAGGAUUUUCCUGUAGAUUCUGGCAGCACCCUCAGAAUUUGUUCUAAACUUCUAUAUCCAAAGUGGGAAAAUCUAUGGCAGAUGGGUCUGGGCCACGGUGCAAUUGUAAGAAAAAGCAAAACCUCAAAGAAACUGUUAUUGAAAUGCUUUAAAAAAUGCUCAUCAUAUAUGAUAAUACACGUUUGAUUUUGGCGUCGUAUUUUUUCAUGCAUUUAGUAUGGCUCUCGAAGGACUUUGUAGUGAGCAUUGCUCCUUCAAUGAAUUAAAAAAGUGUCAUGAAAAAACAUUAAAACACAUUCUUUUAUUUUUAUGCUUCGA